AUGGCUUCCUACAUCCCCCAAGAGGGCUUUGAAACCAACGUGUACGACUAUGACGAGGUGCCCCAAAACACAUCGUGGGCCUCGGCGUUGCCCGUGGCCAAGGGAUUGUACAAUCCCGAGUACGAAAAAGACGCCUGCGGCGUCGGUUUCGCCUGCCACUUGAAGGGCCAGGUGUCCCACAAAAUCGUGUCGGACGCCAAGGAUUUGCUCUGCAACAUGACCCACCGAGGCGGCGAGUUGAACCCCAAGGAUGGCGACGGCGCAGGCUUGUUGCUGUCGUUGCCCCACAAGUUCUUGGUCCGCGAGUUCCUGUACCACUGCAACGUGGCGUUGCCUCCGCUUGGGCAGUACGGAACCGGAAACGUGUUCUUCAAAAAGGACGACCUGGUGUUCGAGAAAUCGCGCCAGACCUUCGAGUCCAUUGCCGCGUCCUUAGGCUUGAAGGUCUUGGGCUGGAGAGCCGUGCCACACGACUCCAGCAUUUUGGGCCCGGCGUCCUUGUCGCGGGAGCCCAUGAUUUUGCAGCCGGCCAUCGUGCUUGCCGAGACCUACGGGCGCGACGUGCCACAAGACGAGUUCGACGCGUGCCACCGCCAGAACUUCGAGAAAAACUUGUUUAUUUUGCGCAAGCAGUCGUCGCACACGAUCGGCUUGCACAACUGGUUCUACAUCUGCUCGUUGUCCACCAAGACCAUCGUGUACAAGGGCCAGUUGGCGCCCAACCAGGUGUACGCGUACUACUACGACUUGCUCAACUCCGAGUACGAGGCGCACUUUGCGCUCGUGCACUCGCGGUUCUCGACCAACACGUUCCCCUCGUGGGACCGUGCGCAGCCGUUGCGGAUCGUGGCCCACAACGGUGAGAUCAACACGUUGCGCGGCAACAAGAACUGGAUGCGCGCCAAGGAGGGCGUGAUGAAGUCCGAGCUCUUUGGCGACGAGUUGGAGAAGUUGUACCCGAUCAUCGAGGAGGGCGGCUCGGACUCCGCGGCGUUCGACAACGUGUUGGAGUUGUUGGUCAUCAACGGCGUGUUGUCCUUGCCCGAGGCCGUGAUGAUGAUGAUCCCGGAGGCGUGGCAGAACGACAAGAAUAUCGACAUGAAGAAAAAGGCCUUCUACGAGUGGGCCGCGUGCUUGAUGGAGCCCUGGGACGGGCCUGCCUUGUUCACCUUUGCCGACGACCGCUACUGCGGCGCCAACUUGGACAGAAACGGCUUACGGCCCUGCCGGUACUACGUGACCAACGACGACAUCAUCAUCUGUGCGUCCGAGGUCGGUGUCAUUGACGUCGACCCGGCCACGGUCUUGCAGAAGGGCCGCUUGCAGCCGGGCAGGAUGUUGUUGGUUGACACCAAGGAGGGCCGCAUCGUGGACGACCGCGAGUUGAAGAGCACCGUGGCCUCCCGCUUCGACUUCAAGUCCUGGGUCUCCGCCAGCGGAAUCACCUUGGACGACUUGUGCUCCAAGUUGGCCGCCCGGGACGUCGACAUCUCGUCGCCCGUGUAUGACAAGACGCACACUGUGCAGACCGACCCCAGAAUGUUGGCUUUCGGCUACUCGCACGAGCAAAUGAACACGAUCUUGGCGCCCAUGGCCGAGGCCAAGGAGGCCCUUGGGUCCAUGGGUAACGACACUGCGUUGGCGUGCAUCUCCGAGCAGCCGCGCUUGUUGUACGAGUAUUUCCGCCAGUUGUUCGCCCAGGUCACCAAUCCUCCGAUCGACCCAAUCAGAGAGGAGAUCGUCAUGUCUUUGGAGUGUUACGUCGGGCCCCAGGGCAACUUGUUGGAAAUGAAGCCCAACCAGUGCAACAGGUUGUUGUUGAAGUCGCCUGUUCUCUCCAACAACGAGCUUAAAGCCAUCAGAAACAUCGAGACCGUCUACCCCUCGUGGGCCGUGGCCAAUAUCGACAUCACUUUCAGCCGCGCCGAAGGAAUCCAAGGCUACAUCAAUAAGAUCGAAGAGGUCUGCCAGGAUGCUUCGAAUGCCAUCGCUGACGACAAGAAGAUCAUCGUCUUGACCGACCGUGCCACCAGUUUCGACAGAGUGCCCAUUUCGGUGUUGAUUGCUACUGGUGCUGUCCACCACCACUUGGUGAGACAGAAGCAGCGGUCUAAGGUCGCCAUUUUGAUUGAAACCGCCGAGGCCAGAGAGGUGCACCAUGUUUGCUGCUUGGUCGGCUACGGCGCGGACGGUGUCAACCCUUACUUGGCCAUCGAGACCUUGUGUAAGAUGAGAGACGAGGGCUUGUUGAAGGUGGAUUUCUCCAACGAGAAGAUGUUCAGCAACUACAAGGAGGCUGUUGACGCUGGAAUCUUGAAGGUCAUGUCGAAGAUGGGUAUCUCCACUUUGGCCUCCUACAAAGGUGCUCAGAUCUUCGAGGCCUUGGGUAUCGAUAACUCCGUCAUUGACCGUUGUUUCGUGGGAACAGCCUCCAGAAUCAAGGGUAUAACUUUCGAGUACAUUGCCCAGGACGCGUUUUCGUUGCACGAGGCCGGCUACCCAACAAGAGAGACGAUCAAGCCGGUAGCUUUGCCCGAGACUGGUGAAUACCACUGGAGAGAUGGCGGAGAGAAAAAGGUCAACGACCCUGCUGCCAUUGCCUCUAUCCAGGACGCUGUCAGAAACAAGAACGAGAAGUCUUAUGAGGCCUACUCCAAGAAGGAGUACGAGGCAAUCAAGAACUGUACUUUGAGAGGUUUGUUGGACUUUGACUACGAAAACACAACCUCUGUUCCUAUCGACCAGGUUGAGCCAUGGACUGAAAUUGUGAGAAGAUUCUUCACUGGUGCUAUGUCUUACGGGUCUAUUUCCAUGGAGUCGCACUCUACCCUUGCUGUGGCAAUGAACAGGCUUGGCGGUAAGUCCAACACCGGUGAAGGCGGUGAGGAUUCUGCGAGAUCUCAAGUCAAUGCCAAUGGUGACACCAUGCGUUCUGCCAUCAAGCAGAUUGCCUCUGGUAGAUUUGGUGUUACCUCGUACUACUUGGCCGAUGCCGACGAAUUGCAAAUUAAGAUGGCGCAAGGUGCAAAGCCUGGUGAAGGUGGUGAAUUGCCCGGCCAUAAGGUGUCUGAGUCUAUUGGUAAGACCAGACAUUCCACUCCAGGCGUGGGUUUGAUUUCUCCUCCUCCCCAUCACGACAUUUACUCCAUCGAGGACUUGAAGCAGUUGUUGUAUGACUUGAAAUGCUCAAACCCCAGAGCCAGAACCUCGGUGAAAUUGGUUUCCGAAGUUGGUGUAGGAAUUGUUGCUGCUGGUGUUGCCAAGGCUGGUUCGGAGAACAUUUUGGUUUCCGGAGGUGACGGUGGAACCGGUGCCGCCAAAUGGACAUCCAUCAAGUACGCUGGUUUGCCCUGGGAAUUGGGUCUUGCUGAGUCUCAUCAAACAUUGGUUUUGAAUGACUUGAGAGGUAGAGUCAUUUUGCAAACUGAUGGCCAGAUUCGUACUGGUCGUGAUGUGGCUAUUGCAUGUUUGCUUGGUGCCGAGGAGUGGGGUUUUGCCACUACUCCAUUGAUUGCCAUGGGCUGUAUCAUGAUGAAGAAGUGUCACCUUAACACCUGUCCAGUUGGUAUUGCCACUCAAGACCCAGAGCUCAGAAAAAAGUUCCAAGGUACGCCAGAGCAUGUCAUCAACUUUUUCUACUACAUUGCCAACGAGUUGAGACAGUACAUGGCUAAAUUGGGUUUCCGUACCAUCAACGAAAUGAUCGGUAAGACCGAGGUAUUGAGAGUUAGAGACGACUUGAGAAACACCAAGAACGCCAACAUUGACUUGUCCCCCAUUUUGACUCCUGCUCAUACCAUUAGACCGGGUGUUGCUACCCACUGUGUCAGAAAACAAGACCAUCGUUUGCAUGUACGCCUUGACAACAAGUUGAUCGAUGAGUCUGAGUUGACGUUGUCUAAGGGAUUGCCUGUGACCAUCGACUGUGAUGUUGUCAAUACCGACCGUUCUUUGGGUACGACGUUGUCCUACAGAGUUUCGAAGAUUUUCGGUGAACAAGGUUUGCCACAUGAUACCAUUCACGUUAAUGCAAAAGGAUCAGCUGGUCAGUCUUUUGGUGCCUUUUUGGCAUCAGGUAUUACCUUAGAAUUAGAGGGUGAUGCCAAUGACUACAUUGGAAAGGGAUUGUCCGGAGGAAGAAUUAUUGUCUACCCACCAAGAGCCUCAACAUUCAAGGCUGAGGAUCAAAUCAUUGCCGGAAACACUGCCUUCUUCGGAGCUACCUCAGGAAGUGCUUUUAUCAGAGGUAUUGCCGCAGAAAGAUUUGCGGUCAGAAACUCUGGUGCCACCAUUGUAACCGAAGGUACUGGUGAUCACGGAUGUGAGUACAUGUCUGGUGGUAGAGUUGUGGUCUUGGGUAGCACUGGACGGAACUUUGCCGCAGGUAUGUGUGGUGGUAUUGCUUAUGUUUUGGACAUGGCACAAGAUUUCUUCCAGAAAGUCAACCAGCAAACUGUUGAGUUGUCCAGCGUUACCGAGCCUUCUGAAAUUGCAUUCUUGAGAGGCCUUAUCGAGGACCAUCGUCACUAUACUGGGUCCGAGGUGUCAGACAACAUUUUGAAUGACUUCAACAGAAUCUUGCCAAGAUUUGUCAAGGUCUUGCCUAAUGACUACAAGAAGGUUCUCGAGAAGGAGAAGCAAAAGGAGUUGGACGCCAAGAACAACGAGCUCAAUAAUUUCUUGAAGUCUAUCAAAGAAGACCCUGAAAGCGAUGCAACUAAUGGCGAGGCCUCCAAGAUUAAAAGGGGACACGCUCACACCCAUGCUGCUAAGAAGGAGCCAAAGGUUUUGGACUUAGAGGACACCAUUCAGGACCUCGAACUCGAGAAAAAGGCCGUUGCCCAAGUGGACAGAGUUAAGGGAUUCAUGAAGUACAAGAGAAGAAAUGAAAAGUACCGCCCAGCCAAGGAGAGAGCUGUUGACUGGAACGAGAUGACGUCGAGAUUGACCAAGGAAGAGUUGAAGUACGAGACCGCUAGAUGCAUGGACUGUGGUGUACCUUUCUGUACCUCUGAUACCGGGUGUCCUAUUUCCAACAUUAUUCCAAAAUGGAAUGAGUUGGUGUUCAAGGACAAGUGGUACGAUGCCUUGCAAAGAUUGAUGAUGACCAAUAACUUCCCAGAGUUCACCGGCAGAAUCUGUCCAGCUCCCUGCAACGGUGCGUGUGUAUUGGGUAUUAAUGAGGACCCCGUCAACAUUAAGUCGGUUGAAUGUGCCAUUAUCGACCAUGGCUUCGAGCAAGGCUGGAUUAAGCCAAACCCUCCUCAACACAGAACCGGCAAGAGCGUUGCUAUCAUUGGUUCCGGUCCAGCCGGUUUGUCUGCCGCUGACCAGUUGAACAAGGCGGGGCACAAGGUCACCGUUUACGAGAGAUCUGACAGACCUGGUGGAUUGAUGAUGUACGGUAUUCCAAACAUGAAGUUGGACAAGCGCAUCGUCAAGAGAAGAACGGACUUGUUGGAAGCCGAGGGAAUUGACUUUGUGUGCGGCACAACUGUGGGUGAGGAUGUCACCAUCGAGGAGUUGAAAUCUGCCCACGAUGCUGUUGUUUACGCUGUUGGUUCAACCAUCCCAAGAGACUUGAAGAUUCCAGGCCGUGACUUUAACAAUAUUGACUUUGCCAUGAAGUUGUUGCACUCGAACACAAAGGCUUUGUUGGAGAACAACUUGGAGGCGAUUAGAGAGACGAUUGCCGGUAAAAACGUGGUUGUUAUUGGAGGUGGUGACACUGGUAAUGACUGCUUGGGUACGUCGACAAGACACGGUGCCAAAUCUGUCACUAACUUUGAGUUGUUGCCAACACCACCAAACGUUAGACCAAAGGACAACCCUUGGCCUCAAUGGCCACGUAUUUUCAGAGUCGACUACGGUCAUACUGAAGUCGCGGCGCAUUACGGCAAGGACCCAAGAGAAUACUCGAUUUUGUCCAAGGAAUUCGUUGGCGAUGAUGAGGGCAACGUGAAGGGUAUCAAGACCGUCAGAGUCGAAUGGAAGCGCUCCGACUCUGGUGCUUGGCAGAUGGCCGAGGUGCCAGGCUCUGAAGAGUUCUUUGCUGCUGAUGUUGUGUUGUUGUCGAUGGGUUUUGUUGGCCCAGAGACCGACAAACUUGAUGUUGAGAAAACUAGAAGAGGCACGAUCACCACCGCGGACCCAAGUGGAUACAGAGUAUCUGCCAACGACAACUUGUUCGCUGCAGGCGACUGCAGAAGAGGACAGUCUUUGGUUGUCUGGGGUAUCCAGGAAGGUAGACAGUGUGCUAGAGAGGUUGACUUGUUCUUGAUGGGCUCUACUAGAUUGCCUGGUAAUGGUUCUGUGGAACAGCGUAACUUCAACUUGUUGGAGGAGUUCGCCGAGAAGGUAUAA
Metschnikowia bicuspidata var. bicuspidata NRRL YB-4993 is the source of this 6363-nucleotide messenger RNA. It is a transcript of the gene GLT1, whose product is annotated as glutamate synthase (NADH). The record is from RefSeq and is a predicted model, not a curated record. Bases 1 to 6363 code for a protein of 2120 amino acids. The transcript has a single exon. NCBI's taxonomy places the organism in Eukaryota, Fungi, Ascomycota, Pichiomycetes, Serinales, Metschnikowiaceae. Gene Ontology annotation, molecular function: flavin adenine dinucleotide binding; iron-sulfur cluster binding; FMN binding.